AUGAGUUCGUCCGAGGCUACACGUUCACGUACUAGUACGCCCAAUGCGAGUGCUAAAAUACGCGCGCAUUCUCAUGAUGCGACGCACGGACGCUGGCGUCUGGACGGUAAUGGUGGUGCACCGCCUGCGGGACACGCACCUACGCCGCGAGAGGGCGGUGCUUCGUCAUCCACAGAAGGUUUCGCUGGUCGGCCUAUGUCCUCAUCACAGAUUCCCUACUCGUAUGAGCGCCAUACGGCCGAUCUUUCGCGUGCCAUCGUGGAGUUCCUGACGCCGCUAUUGCCAUCCGAAGAGGAGUAUCGCGCGAAGGAAGCUGUACGUCGUCAGUUGUUAGGUCUUGCAACGAAGCUACACCCUGACGCCAAGCUCCUUGCCUUUGGCAGCAUGGCCAAUGGCUUUGCGCUGCGUUAUUCAGAUAUGGACCUGUGCUGUCUUGUACCGCCAAACAAAAGUGAGGAAAAGACGCGUACCUCUGCCGAGCUAGUCGAGGCACUUAGUGAUCUCAUUCGUCGUGAGACAGAUUUCCAUGUGCUGCCGCUGCCGCAAGCGCGCAUUCCGAUCCUGAAAAUCAGCCGUGCCAAAGGCGAGGCGCACGCGUACGAUAUGGCGUGCGAUAUUGGGUUCAACAAUCGUCUUGCGUUGGAGAAUACACGACUGCUACUUUCGUAUGCGAUGCUCGAUCCGCCGCGAUUGCGCUCCUUGGUGUUGUUUGUCAAAGUGUGGACGAAGCGGCGGAAGCUCAAUGCGCCGUUUACAGGGACGCUUUCGUCGUAUGGAUACACACUUAUGGUCCUCUUUUUCCUAAUACAUGUCAAGCGGCCCCCUGUGCUCCCCAAUUUGCAACGUAUCCCCACAAGGAAGCGUGUUUUGCCGGAGGACAUUGUGCUGGAGGGACACAACAUUUACUUUUUCGAUGACAUGGAGGCACUACGACAGAGCUGGCACUCGGACAACACGGAAUCGCUCGGUGAGUUGCUCCUCGACUUCUUCCGCUACUUUUCACGCGAUUUCAACUAUACCAAGGAUGCUAUGUCCAUCCGCACCGAAGGCGGAUUGAUAACCAAGGAGUCGCGUGGAUGGCAGUCAGAGAUGCUGGGCAUAGAAGACCCGUUCCAAGCGGGAUACAAUGUGGCACGUACAGUCACCAAGGAUGGGCUGUAUACCAUACGUGGCGAGUUUAUGCGCGCGAGUCGCCUGCUGGCGAAUCGCAGUGUUCGGGCGCCGCAGCUUCUUGCGGACCUCUGCGCUGAGCGCGAAGAUGGACUGACGCGCGCCCCGGAUGCGCGGCAUGAUGGACGUGGACGUAUGCAUGGCCGGCCUAUGCAGGUCCCACGUGAGCGUAUGCCCUUCUCGGGAUCGACUAUGGCGUUUGAAGACAUGGCUCGUGGGCUUGUGCAAGGCGUGUCCUUCCCACCGUCGCAUGCAAUGCUUGCACCGCUCGCACAGACAUAUGGCUUGUACCCCGCGAUGCCCGGUCCCCCGUAUAGGACGUCACGAACGACAUCCACUGCGCCGCCCAGUGCGAAUUCCUCGCCACAGCGCAAGCCUCGCGACGUGGAUGCGCGAGUAGUCAUGCCACCACCUAGCAUGAUCCCUACCACGUCGCAUCGCUGGGCGGCAACAUCGAAACCGGCACGUUCUCUCUCUGAAUCGGGUACGCCACGUACGGAGAAGGAUCGGUACCUAUGGAUGUCGCCACAUACCCAGGCAGGUCCAUGGAGUCCGGAGAACUUGGCGCCGCCCGGCCUUGCUCCGCCCAUGCCAGGCGCGCCUGCCAAAGAGCGCGAGGCUCCGACCACGCGUCCACCGACGAUGGACUCUGUGCAGCCUACGACGACCGACGAGUUGGAUGACGUGUUUGGCAUGUCGCCGGAGAAUCCAUAG
Messenger RNA from Malassezia pachydermatis, 1884 nucleotides. RefSeq names its product caffeine-induced death protein 1 cid1. Lineage: Eukaryota; Fungi; Basidiomycota; Malasseziomycetes; Malasseziales; Malasseziaceae. The coding region runs from base 1 to 1884 and encodes 627 amino acids. Gene Ontology annotation, molecular function: nucleotidyltransferase activity. Gene Ontology annotation, biological process: RNA 3'-end processing. The record is from RefSeq and is a predicted model, not a curated record. The transcript is spliced from 2 exons.